AAUGAUGAGAAUAGCUAUGGAUUUGGGAGUCCGGCGCCGGCAGAGUAUUUAAAGAGACAUCAUAGGCAUGAAACCGGAGAGAAUCAGUGUAGAUCAGCUCUUGUUAAGCUCAUCAAAGCUCCUGUCCCUCUGGUUUGGUCUUUGGUGAGAAUAUUUGAUCAACCCCAGAAGUAUAAACCUUUUGUGAGCCGGUGUGUGGCACGAGGAGACCUUGAGAUCGGGAGUCUUAGAGAAGUUGAUGUCAAGUCCCGGCUUCCGGCGACUACAAGUACCGAAAGACUGGAAUUCCUUGAUGAUGACGAGCAUAUCUUAAGCAUGAGGAUUAUUGGUGGGGAUCGCAUACUUCAGGUUUCUCUUUUUUAUUCUCUAUCCUUUGCCAUAUAUCUCCUUUAA
Hibiscus syriacus is the source of this 393-nucleotide messenger RNA. RefSeq names its product abscisic acid receptor PYL5-like. Gene Ontology annotation, biological process: abscisic acid-activated signaling pathway. Gene Ontology annotation, molecular function: abscisic acid binding; protein phosphatase inhibitor activity; signaling receptor activity. The transcript has 2 exons. NCBI's taxonomy places the organism in Eukaryota, Viridiplantae, Streptophyta, Magnoliopsida, Malvales, Malvaceae. The record is from RefSeq and is a predicted model, not a curated record. Gene Ontology annotation, cellular component: cytoplasm; nucleus. The annotation marks the transcript as partial.